UAAAAAAAAUUGCGUGAAACAUAACACAGUGUUUUGGUAAUGCAUCAAGUACAUCAUUUUAAGAGCGUCUUCGCUGCUUAGAAUGGUAUAGGGAGUAAAUUUCUUAACACUUAGUCGUGGUUUCCUCCUGAAGUACGUUUCUGCUAAAUCUUUGUAGUUAUAAUAAAAUCACGAAAUGUCAUUCGCAAGGAAUGCUUAUAGACGAUUGCCCACAGCUAAAUAUGGCUGUGCCGAAACGGAUGGAGAUUUUGGUAUGGAACAAAUAAACCAAAACGAUGAAGAAGAUGAGGAUCUUGCUGGUUAUUCCUUGGACUUCGCUGAACCUAAAGAUAAUUUCGUCGGACAAAUAAAGAGAAGUUGUGAAUUUACGAGACGAAAGUUAAUGGCGGUACUGCACAUUGUUUUGAAAUUUGCAUUUGGGAAAUGGCCGGUCGCCUUAUCGAUCUUAAUUUGCUAUAUCUGCUUAACAAUUGCCCUUACAGCAAUAGCUCUAACUGGAAAGUAUCACGAAUUUCGUAAAGACUUGUCACUUAAUUCGUUUAUGGUACCAGAUAUCAAAGUCUCAAACGAUUUCGCUGCUUUUAACGCAGCGAAGAAUCAAGAACAGUCAUAUCAUUCGACCUCGUUUGCUACGUUUAUGAAAAGAAAGUUAUGUACUGGAAAUGGAAUAAAUCCAUCUCCAAAAGAAGACCAUAAAAGAUUAAAGAGAAGCACUCCUUCGGAUCUUCAAAUCCGACCUUCAGGCACACUAGAUUUGGUGUACGUUGCGAAGGAUGGCGAUAAUAUUUUUACGGCUGAAAGAUUACAAGAGAUUCAUAACAUUGAGACAACUCUCAUGACCCACGCGAAUUACGAUAAACACUGUUUAGUUUUACCACCAUCUAUGGAAAAGGACAAAACGUUAGGGAAAUAUGGCAAGUGUGUUCCUCUUAAGUCUUUGACACGUUUCUUUUUUGGCCCCGAAAACAAAUUUAAAUUUGAUGAGACGAACGACGCAAAGUCUUGGAUUGAUAAGACAAUUCAUUUUUUAAGAAGUAAAGAGUAUUUCUAUUCGUUUGUAUCUAACGAUUAUAGCAAGAAAAAUGUCAGCAAAAUUUUGAGAGCGCAGAUUCUCUUUGGCAAACCAGUAGAAGGGAUAGAAAAUACGGCGAAAGCACAGAAAGAUGAAUACAAACGAUACAUAACAACAUAUGUAAGCACUUUGGAGAAGUUAAAUAAUAACAACCAAGUCACAAUUCUUUAUGGUGGAGGGGAUCUAUUCGACUAUCUUGUGAACCAUGCCUUGUUAGAUGAUCUUCGCCUUGCAGCCAUCAGCCUUGGAUUGAUAAUACUUCUUCUACUGAUCUUGACAUUCUCAUGGUGGUUGACGUUUAUGGCAGUGUUUAGCAUUGUCUCAAGUAUUGCCUUUGCAUAUUUCUUUUACCGUGUUGUCUUUGGUAUCCAAUACAUGGGAAUUUUGAACGGCGUAUCUCUUUUUGUCAUAAUCGGUAUUGGUGUUGAUGACAUCUUUGUGUUCAUUAAUACAUUCCGACAAGCAGUUGAUAAUAAAGAUGUAGGAAACAGAAUUAUGCAUACAAUUUAUGUUGCUGGAAAGGCAACAUUCUUUACAUCGUUCACAACUGCAGCAGCUUUUGGUGCAAAUGCCUUGUCCCCAAUUCCAGCCAUUCAUGAUUUUGGUGUGUUCAUGGCAAUUCUGGUAGCCAGUUGCUGGGUCAGUGUUCUCUUUAUUAUGUCCCCAAGCCUAACACUUUGGCAUUCUGGGAUUGAGCAUCUGGAGUCGGCCAUGUGUAACAAAGCUUUGUCAGCGAUUGGGAUCCGAAGAAGUGAAAGACUCAGAUUGCCUGAUGACAUUCGACAGUUCCUCUCUGGAAUUGCAAGCACUGAAAGUUCUGGACAUGAGGUUGAGAGUAUUCCUCUGGUGACUCAUUCUAAUAAUGAUGAGGUUAACAAUGAUGAUGAUGGUAAUGAUGGUAAUGAUGAUGGUAAUGAUUUGAAGAUGAUGAUGAUGAACCAUUGCUUGUACUUGAUGAUGAAUCAAUUGCAACAUCCAGUUACAAUGAUAGAGACCCUCUUGGUUCGACUUCAAAGUAUUUUGUAUCACUACCUUGCUAUGCCUGUCAUCAAAGGCCGGAUUGUCAUUUUUUGUGUGUACUUAUUUGUUCUGAUUGGUUCUGCAUUAUUAAUGUCUAAAAUAAAGGUGUCAACAGAACAACCAAAGUUUUUCAAGGCUGACAGUAAUUUACAAAGAUGGCUUGAACUUCCUGAUGUCAGUUUGAAACAAAAAAAUGAUCAAAUGAUAAAGGAUAUUGAGCUUAUAGAGAAGCGCCUCAGUCACGUGAAAUCAACAGUGACUCCUUCAACUGAGAAGACUAGAAUACACACACGAAGAGUAAUAAGAACCAGCGAACGUACCACCCGUCAUCCAGAAUUUAUACCUUCUACCAAACCGUGGUUACCAUCAACCUGGUUUCGGUCAACGAAGUCACCAUCAACAUGGAAACCAGCUACAAAGUCAACCACAACAAGAUUCAAACGUCCGACUACGGAGCCAAGGAAGCCAUCAACCCACAUCACAACAGUUGCCACAGAAAGCACAACAGAGAAAGAAAGAAGCACAACAGAAAAGGAUCGUACAACUUCCACCGUCUAUGAGACGAAAGAGCGGCCAUCAACUAUCCGCAUACCAACGAAAGACUCCGAAGAAAGAACAACGCCUGGGUUGGUAACGACUUUACCAACUAACAGUUCCAAUUCUCAGGGUUGUACACCUUCUUCUUGUAAAAACUACGGUAAAUGCAACAACGUGACUGGAAAAUGUGAUUGCUACUUUCCCUACACUGGCGAUACUUGUUCACAUUACUGUCCAGUAAAAACGGUAAAAGGAAAGUGCUGCUUUUUACCUUUCAAGUACAAAGGCAAAAUGCAACAAGGCUGUUUGAUUGAUAAAAAUACUGGCAAACCUUGGUGUUUAGUAAAACCAGUUUAUAAGAAGAAAGAAGAUAGAGAAGAUUGCAACACGACUGUCUCAGACGAUUGUCACUUCCGUACUAAUACCCCAAACAAGAGUUGCUGUAGCAUUCCAUUCACGUACAAUAACAUUGAGUAUUAUACGUGCAUACAAGAGGAUGGUUGGGAUGGAAAAUAUUGUGGAAUUCAGCGUCACAUCUCAUCUCGUAGUGAACUCGUGCGCUGCGCAACUUCUUUGUGUCCACCAAAUGCAUGUAAACCUGUUAAAGCACCGUCAAAUAAAGCAACUGCCCUUGUGUAUCUCGUUUUUGGAAUUGAGGGAGUUGACAAGACUUCUGUUGAUCUACGACAUGUUUUAAAACAGACAGAGGGCAAGGUACUUUACGACGAGGCAUUUUCAAAAGACAUCAGUUGUGACACUGAACGUAUGCUCAAAGCUGCCUGUAAAAUUUGUAAAACGUUUAGCAGUAAUAGGAAGCUUGUUAGGUCGAAGAACGAUUCUGAGUGUUUUCCCACGAGUGUUGCUAAGGUCUUAAUGCAAAGAUAUCCGCACGAUUGUAACGAUCUUCCAUUGCCUACGCACAAUACUGUGUUUAAGAAGAGUACUCUCGUGGUUAAAGAAAACACUGAACGGCGCUAUGAAGUUCGAUGGCUAGCGAUGGCUUUCUUAUCGACGACGGAAACGCUCUCCAGCUACAGUUCUCAACACAAGGAUUAUAUCCUGUGGGAGAAACAAUUAGAAGAUGUUUUAUUCCAAAAUGACAUUCCCCAUUCAUGGAAAAGUGGUUUUCAAACAAGUGAGACUUGGGUGAAGAUGUUCAGUGGUAUGAUUGUGGUAAAUAGCGCCAUAUAUGGAAUUGCCGUCUCCUUAUUGCUCUGCCUAGCAGCUGUUAUUAUCUUUACUGGGCAUGCGCUGCUGUUUAUCAUUUUAUUGCUGACUAUCCUUGGUGUCCUGUUAAUGGUCACUGCAAUAUUUUAUCUGACUGGUUGGCAAAUCGGUGGAGUGGAGGCCAUCUCUCUUUCAAUUCUUGUUGGAACAUCAGUUGAUUAUUCGUUUCAUCUUGUUGAGGGAUAUAUUCUUGCAGGAAAUGCUGUCAGUUCAGAUUUGAAUAACAAGCACGCUCGUCAGUGGCGAACAAAAGCAGCAAUGUCUCAUAUUGGUAUGUCUAUCAUCAGCUCAGCCCUAACCACAAUUCUCGCUGCCAUCCCGUUAUGUCUCACGCAAAUACAGCUGUUCGCCAAAUUUGGUCUAAUUGUCACCAUCAAUACUGGUAUAUCCCUCUUAUACACCCUUACUGUUACCAUAGCAAUGCUGAGUAUCUUCGGGCCGGCAAGGUUCCGUGCUAGUUUCCGCGCGUGUGUAGUCGGAUUUAUUGUAGUUCUCGCACUUGGAGGUUUGGGGGUCCUCGUUUUGUAUUUGAUGUCCACCAAAGGAAGCUAUUGUAUUCAGAGUCCAUCUGGAACACCACUUUUUGACUGCUGAGUGCUUCGUGUUGCAACAUUAUAGAACAUGGUAGUUGUGGGACACUGGAACUGUAUAUAUUAAUGGGUUUAUAUGGAUAUUAAAUGAUAAUUCAGCCUGCAUGAUCAGGGGUUUAAAACGGACAGGUUUGAUUAAAUAGAGUUUAAUUAUAACUGCCUAAAAAUACAAAGAAACUGAAGUUUUCCUUGCAUUUUUCAGGAAGUCUGUUAGGCUAAGCUAUUUAAGAUUCUACUUUUCUGGUAAAAUGUUUACAAGAUGAGACCGAAGUAAGCGUGUAUAUAAACUAUUGGAAAUAUAUAAUUUUUGUACGACUAUCUUACUAUUCCCGCUUUGUACAGUGUUUUUCUUGUAGCACAAGAAUAAUAAAAUGGAUUUAAA
Dendronephthya gigantea is the source of this 4828-nucleotide messenger RNA. RefSeq names its product protein dispatched homolog 3-like. The record is from RefSeq and is a predicted model, not a curated record. Gene Ontology annotation, cellular component: membrane. Lineage: Eukaryota; Metazoa; Cnidaria; Anthozoa; Malacalcyonacea; Nephtheidae.